UCCCGCGCUCGACACACGUGGUCUAAGGAGCUCGAUCGUCGGCUCGACCUCGCGUGUUGGUGAGACGUCGGACUGUCUCCCUGGACGCGCUUGUGUGUGUGUGUUCGGUGUUUUGUGACGUUACUAUAUAUUGCAUUAGUGAAGUAGACAGUGCACACAUUAUAUAAUCGAGAAAUAUAUGAGUGUUUAAGAUAUAUUAUGAAUUAUUAUACGUAAUAUUUAAAAAAUGUGACAUAUAAUAUCUCAAGUUCCACCGAACAUUUACACGAUUUAUCAAGUGAAUCAAAUUAUACCAAAAUCGAGCCAAAAAUGAUAACAAAUGUUUGUGCUCUUUCUCACGUGUGGGAAGUGUGUCGUGUGUAAGCCCAUAAACGAAAAAUAAUUGAAGAAAACACACACCAAGAUGACGUGACACACACCAGUCAUCUCUCCAUCACAGCUUCUAACCGCAAGAACUUUCCGGCCGUGACAUAAGGCCAAUCAGAUCGUCGCGUCUUCUGAUUAGCAAGAAAAAAAGAGAAACGGAUAUGACAGCAUCUGAAUCCGUGACCUCGACAUAGCUGGCUUGAACGCUGUCUGUCCGUUCUCAACUUCUGCUCGCGUGUCUGUGUCUACGAAGCGUGUCUGGCGUGACGUAAUGGAGAGGCUUAUCAGGUCCCUGGCGAGAUGCCUCAAAUUUUCAUGUGUGGAGGACGAGGUGGAGAUGCGGGUGUCGGAGGAUGAGGGCGUCGUGGAGGCCGAGGACGCGUCCCUCCCCGCCCCUCAUCACCGGGCGCCCAUGUAUAACCCCGAGGACUACGCCUACGCCCUCACUAAAUACUCUCGCGUCUCGCAGUUAUACAUGCCUGAGCCGCCCAAGGAAAAGAAGGGCCGAGGAAGGGAGAAGGAGAAGAACGUGCCAAGGGAAGUUCCUCAAGAAAUGUCCCUGAAGCAGUUUAGUUCCUUGCCAGAGCUCCUCAAGAAACUCAGAGAAGAUCUUAAGAUGUCCUACCUCAGUUUCGUGAAAGAGUUGGUGCGCGACCCUCAUGACGGCGUCUCGCUCCUGCUGGACGUCUUGAAAAUGAUCCAGCUGGCUCAGACGGAUCUCAAUGGAUCGGCCAACACCCGAGAGCAGCAGAUCGCCCUCCGUCGCGCUCUCAUCGACGAGCACGAGUGCCUCUCCUGCUUGCGCUACUGCUUGCGCUCGACCGACGCCGCCCUCAAGGUCGCCCACUACCACCACGGCCUCUAUACUCUCGCCGUGGCUACCAUGAGCAAUCUGGCGAGGAGUCGAACGCUCGCCCUCCAGCUCCUGACGCGGGCCUGCCUCACCUCGCCGCAGGGGCAUCGGCAGGUGGUGGAGGCCCUGGCGACUCUCAGGCUACGAUUCGCCGAGCCGGUCAAGUGUAAAUUCCUUGUGUCUAUGAUGCUGUCCCAUCCACACCCAAGUUUUCAGGUUUGGGGACUAAGGUUUCUCAACGCCCUCGUGGCUUCCACCAAGACACUGCGAGAGAGGAUUUACUUGCAGGAGGAGCUUGCGGAGGCCGGCUUCGACUCCGGGAUCUUGAGGAAGAUGGUCGAGCGCAGCGGGUCCGACUCCCUCCAGCAGCAGGCCCUGAUCGAACUCAACCGCUGGAACGAAGCUUACAUCGACGUCUCCUCCUUUGAGACAGAGAUCGUCGGGCUGAAGAACUCCAACAGCAAUCUUCAGGAGGAACUGAAGAAGCUAAGGGAAGCGAACAUGAAACUUCUGGAAGAAAAUGUCCUCCUGAAGACUGUCGGUGGAGAAGUGGAAGAACGUUACGCCGCCUUGCAGCGCCGUCUGGAGCAGAACGGCCUCCCCGCAGCGCCCUCUCCUGUACCCUCCGUCAGCGACUCGGACCUCUCCUCUCUCAACACCAUCAGAAACACGAUGAUGAGACGUCAUGGGUCUGUCUCACCCUCUAGGAAUGAGGGGAUGAGGACCUGCGUCACCGAGACCGACUCGGUCAUUUUCAGCAAGGGAGAAGACAGGUCGCUGACGCCCAUCUGGAACGGGGACGCCAAAUCCACUUCGUCGUCAGCCUCGACCAGGAGCAAAGCGUCAACCACGUCAGAUGAAACCAUUACUUCUUCUCGGCCGGUGUCUGUGUCCAGCGUCAACCUCCCAACACCUAUUAACAGGAGUCGACACCAGUCCUCCUCUUCCAUGACCUCGCCUGAACCUCGGAUUACAUCACCAGGAAGGAGUUCUAACGACUCGCCAGUAGGAAACGGGGAUCACAGGAGGGAUGGCAGCAACUCGAGCAGGACAUCGCCGAAUCAAGAACCAGAAGGGAGAAAGCGACGUUCUUCAGGAGAUAGGUUUAACGAGCCCAUGCCCAUGACUCACAUUGAAAUGACUUUCCGCAAUGACAAGAAGUCUCCCUCACCUGUUGCAGACCUCCAGUUUGACAGGAGUAGAUCUCCUCAAGAUACGAAACUGGCAAAUCAAGAGAUGUCAAAAUCUACAAAGCAGUAUAGUCGACAGCGCCAGCAAAUCCCUGAUGAGGCCCCACCGGCCAUCAGUUCACCUGUCAACGGACACAGCAGAGAAGGACGGAAGUCUACAAGCCCAAUUCAGGUCGACAGCAGGCCUAGUAGCAAGAACUCCUGUGUAUCUAGCACUCCUUCGUCCAAAUCAGACUCACCCCCCAGUACUAAGAGGAAGGCUCCCAGCCCUCCUGCAGGCACAGCCAGCCCAUUCUCGUCCUCGACAUCGUCUCUGUCAUCUUCGUCCUCCACCUCCUCCAGUCCAGGAGGAGAAAGGAAGGACCCGGAGUACAUGAACGUCCCGCUUCGAGGAUCAUCUCAGAACAAAAGCCGAAGUGGAUCGCCCAAUGAUAAAGCCCGUAGCGGCAGCGAGGAGGGUGACCUCGAUUAUGAGCGAGACGUUGUGGUUUAUGAAGCUAUUACCGUCGCUAAUGACAGGAUCUUCAUAGACAAAAAUAAUACUCAAGGCUCCCAUGGCUCCGGAAAGAGCCAGAGUUCGACGGAGACAAAGGGCAGCCAGGAGUCGGGAGACAGCCAAGAUAGUUCCUCAGAUAACCCCUCCGUGCGCGAGUCUGUUCGACACUAUGAGAACCUCGUCAUGAUGACCGACCCACAGGAGGAAAGGAAAGACCAGAGGACAGAUAAUAAGAAGGAUGACGAUAGGACAGACAAGAGAGAUGAGAAAGGAAGUAAUGAAAGGAGGGAUAAACGAGAGGAAAGAGGGAGUGGCGAAAGGAGAAACAGGAGAGAUGACAGAAGAUUUGAUAAUCGUGAAGAUGUGAGUGAGAAGGAAGUAGAAGCAGUAAUGUCUGGUCUUGAGAAUGUGUUACGCAGUGCUGAAUCUUCUCUGAGUCUGGCUUCUCAGGAAACCGUUAAAGAGAAUCCUCUACUAAAGGAAAGCUUUGAAGACCGAGCCAGUCCCGAACAUGCCAUGACUGAGGAAUUAGAAAUUGUACCAACAAGAGUGCCCCAUUUACCUGCGAGAUCCCGCUCUAGAAGCUCCCAAGUAGGGAGCAACCAGCGAGACCCAGUUCUUUACCUCGAAUUUGAGUCUCCUGCCGAGACGAGCGACACGGAGACGCUUCUCAGGAACCAGCCUCUUCCCAGCCCUCGCACCAUCGAGACGGAAUCCACGAAGUCGUUCGGUUUCGUGCGUCCCGAAAAACCCCUUCGACGCCACGAGACGUUCAUCGACCGCAGCAACAACGAGCGCGAAUCUCGAGAGGGACGUCGGCGAGGAAUCAAGCGAAGUGAAAGCUUCCAGAUGGGGAACAAGUCAGACUACAACAGCCAUCGCUCCUACUCACCUCGACGCAGGGGCUCCAUGGACCUUCUAGUGCCGCUGGAGGAGAAAGAGGUUCACAUCAGUGGGCGCACCUUCACAAAGUACACGCCCCACGAGGUUGAGCGCCGAAACCGUGUGAAUGAACUCAUUACGGCCGAGAUGAACCGACGUAAGAAUCGCAGUAUGGAAGAUCGCUUGGACCAGUGGUUUGAGAGUCAGGGCGAUAACGAGUGGACGCUAAGAUGGAAGUACCCCGAAAUUCAUCUAGAAAAGGAAGAGAAGUAUGCCCGUCAAAAGGGCAACAGCAGCAGGCGACAAGAGAGUCGAUCACCCACCCGUUAUGAGGAAAAGAGACCAUCUAAAUCUAAGAGUUCUGAGAAUAGACCUCCUGCAAAACAAUAUGAUAACAAAAGCCAAGCCCCAAUGUUCGUAAAUGAUCUGCCAGGACCUCCGCCGAAGCCAUCUCGGUCCGGAAAGGCGCCCAAAUUCUCCAACACCGAAAUCAGUGCCUUUAACGGCUUCAAAAACCCCAACGGCUUCAGGGAGAGUGACUAUGGCCCGAACUUCAUGCUGAACAAGCCUUCGCCGCGACUCGCAGAUUUCUCCGAUUUCAACGACUACGGCGGGCGGGACUACCCUCCUCCCCCGCGGGCACGGAAUCUCCGAGAUAGCUGGGUACCCAAUGGGCGGGAGAAGGGCAUGGGCGGCCGACGUAAAGGUGACAUUGACCCUGAUAUUCCCUCUCCCGAUUAUUCGGCGACGCCCGCUAGCACCAUGUCCACCAUUAUCAACGGAUCUUCGCCUUCUAAGCACAUAUUAGACAUGCCUUCUGGUCUUUAUUAAGAAAUUCUUUCAGAGUCCCAGUCAUUAUUCUUUUCGUAAUGUAACCACUUUAUAAAAAUCUUUCGUGGUGAUGUUUGUGAACACAUCAUGUGAUUUUUCAAAAGGUGAUUCAGUAUGAGAGUAUAAAGAAGACCAUAGAAAAUGCCGUGUACAGCUUUAUUUCACCAACUACAUGGGGUUAGAGUCUUCGCACGUAAUGUGCUGUUUUCAUAUCUUCAUUUCUUGAUAACUGGGCAAUAUGAGUAUUCUAUAUAUAGUACCGCAUGUUAUAUAAACUACAUAAUAGCUUCUUCACAGUUUCUUAAAAGAAAAUUAUGUGCAAUACUCAAAGAUACUUUGUAAAUAUGUGUAAAUAUGAUUUCCUAUAUAUAAUUAUAUAUAAACUUUGAUUGUUAUGUAAACUUUACGAGUUUAUAAAAAAAUCAGCAUACUGACGACUUGUAUCAUGUUAUUUAU
Molecule: messenger RNA, 5074 nt
Organism: Penaeus monodon (black tiger shrimp)
Lineage: Eukaryota; Metazoa; Arthropoda; Malacostraca; Decapoda; Penaeidae
Gene: mwh
Product: serine/arginine repetitive matrix protein 2-like
Exons: 10
Coding region: 638-4618 (1326 amino acids)
Biological process (GO): regulation of cell shape; cortical actin cytoskeleton organization; cell migration
Cellular component (GO): cytosol
Molecular function (GO): actin filament binding; small GTPase binding
Source: RefSeq, a predicted model, not a curated record